Molecule: messenger RNA, 923 nt
Organism: Papaver somniferum (opium poppy)
Lineage: Eukaryota; Viridiplantae; Streptophyta; Magnoliopsida; Ranunculales; Papaveraceae
Product: ethylene-responsive transcription factor 1B-like
Exons: 1
Coding region: 62-793 (243 amino acids)
Biological process (GO): ethylene-activated signaling pathway; regulation of DNA-templated transcription
Molecular function (GO): DNA binding; DNA-binding transcription factor activity
Source: RefSeq, a predicted model, not a curated record
UUACUGCUCCUAAAAAAGACCAAGCAAAUUCUACAAACCAACCAAGAAAGAAAAACCUAAAAUGGAUUCAUCAUCACAGUUCCUCGAAUUCUCACCCGAAUCAUCGUCGAUGACAACGGGUUCUUCAGUUUCGUGGGUUGAUGGAUUUAUCUUGGAUCAAAAAUCGUUGCCUUUCAAUGAAAACGAUUCCGAAGAAAUGUUAUUGUUUAAUGUUUUAGCCGAAGCCGAUCAUAUCAAGCAAGAAAUAGUGGAAGAAGAAGAUAGCAUAGUUUCAAGUAAGCUAGAUGAUAAAGAGAUUAAUAAAACAAAGGAAAAGGUUUAUAGAGGUGUUAGAAGAAGACCGUGGGGAAAAUUCGCAGCGGAAAUAAGAGAUUCUACUAGAAACGGAGUUAGAGUUUGGCUUGGAACAUUCGAUAGUGCCGAAGCAGCUGCUUUGGCUUAUGAUCAAGCUGCAUUUUCUAUCAGAGGAUCCAUGGCCGUUCUUAAUUUUUCUGCUCAACGUGUACGUGAUUCAUUGAAAGAUAUCAAACAUGGUUUCCAAGACGGCUCUUCACCGGUUUUAGCUCUUAAAAAGUGUCACUCUUUGAAGAAAAAAAACACCACUAGUAAGAAAAACAAAUCAAGACGAGUAAUUAGAUCAAGAUCACUGCCGCCGUCGCCUUCGUCGUCGUCAUCAUCAUCCAUAGAUCACAACUUGGUUGAGUUUGAGGAUUUAGGAACUGAAUUUCUCGAGGAACUCUUAAGUUCUUAUCAAAGUUGCAGUACACGUAGUUCUACUAAUUUAUCUUCUUGAAUACCCUCAUUAAUCUUACCCUAGCUAGUUAAUUAGCUUAUUUUUCUUAAUUUCUUGGGAUUUUCUAAAAAGGUUUUGUGGAUAUGUGUUUCCCAUCUAAAAAAUGGAUUUAGAGGAAAUUAUUGAUUUU